AGUGGAAAGGGGUGGCGGGAUGGAGGGAGGGCGGCCGAGGGAAAGUCUGACACUCGGCGCAGAAGGAGCGAGACCCUCCGCUCCCGCCGCCGCUGCCGCUGGGGAGGAGCCGCCGCGCUCGCAACGCCUCCGACACCCGGCCCCGGCCCCGCCGCGCUCCGGCCGCUCUCCGGCCCCGGCAGCCUGACAGAAAAGCAGAAGGUGUGUGCAGCAAACAGUGCAGGGAGUUCAUCUCAAUCCAAACAUCUGCUUUCAAAGCAAGAGAAAAAAGAAAAAAAGCAGAAUGCAAUUGUUGUCUUCCAUUUAAAAGCCAAGGUGCUUCUUGCAGGGAUGCUCCGCAAAGUCCAGCCCAGCAGGGCAGAACAGGGCUGUCAGAUAAAACUUGGGUUGUUUGAAAAGUGAAGAGAUAUUUCACUGUAGUGCAAAAGAAGAUACAGAAGAAGAGAGCAGAAUGAGAGCUGUGCAAGUGCCACAUGCCUGCAGCUUGCUGUCUUUAGUGAUGCUGUUCCUUCCAGUCACUGGAACGUCAAAGCAAAAUAUCCCAAGACUGAAGCUUUCCUAUAAAGACUUGCUGCUUUCAAACAGCUGCAUCCCAUUCCUGGGCUCAGCAGAGGGGCUUGAUUUUCGAACCCUACUGCUAGAUGAGGAGAGGGGCCGGCUGCUAGUUGGGACAAAGGACCACAUCUUCCUGCUCAACUUGAUUGAUGUAAACAAAAAUGUAAAAAAGAUUUACUGGCCUGCAGCAAAAGAAAAGGUAGAAUUAUGCAAAUUAGCUGGGAAAGAUGCCCAGACAGAAUGUGCCAAUUUUAUCCGUGUUCUCCAGCCGUACAACCGGACCCAUGUUUAUGUCUGUGGCACAGGAGCAUUUCACCCUCUCUGUGGAUACAUUGAACUUGGAACUCACAAAGAGGAGAUGGUGCUCCGUUUGGAUACCCAGAACCUGGAGUCAGGCAGGUUGAAGUGCCCAUUCGAUCCCCAGCAGCCAUUUGCUUCAGUGAUGGCAGAUGAGUAUCUUUAUGCUGGAACAGCUUCUGAUUUCCUUGGCAAAGACACUGCUCUGACACGUUCUCUGGGCCCUUCUCACGACCACCAUUACAUCAGAACUGACAUUUCUGAGCAUUACUGGCUUACUGGAGCGAAAUUCAUCGGAACUUUUCCUAUCCCAGAUACCUAUAACCCAGAUGAUGAUAAAAUCUACUUCUUUUUUCGAGAAAUAUCACAAGAUAGUGGCACAUCUGACAAGACAAUCCUUUCCAGAGUUGGGAGAGUUUGUAAGAAUGAUAUGGGAGGCCAAAGAAGCCUAAUAAACAAGUGGACAACUUUUCUGAAAGCCAGGCUUGUGUGUUCCAUACCUGGUCCUGAAGGGACAGACACACAUUUCGAUGAGCUGCAAGAUAUAUUCUUACUUUCUACAAGAGAUGAGAGGAACCCUCUUGUGUAUGGAGUCUUCACUACAACAAGCUCGGUGUUCAAGGGCUCUGCAGUGUGUGUGUACAGCAUGGCCGAGAUCAGGGCCGUGUUCAAUGGCCCCUACGCGCACAAGGAGAGCGCGGAUCACCGCUGGGUGCAGUACGAGGGACGCAUCCCAUACCCCAGGCCUGGCACAUGUCCCAGCAAAACCUACGAUCCGCUCAUAAAGUCCACCAGGGACUUCCCUGACGAGGUCAUCAGCUUCAUCCGGCGGCACCCGCUGAUGCACAAGCCGGUUUACCCGGUGACGGGAGCGCCGGUGUUCACCCGGAUCAACGUGGACUAUCGCCUGACGCAGAUCGUGGUGGACCAUGUCAUGGCAGAGGAUGGGCAGUAUGAUGUCAUCUUCCUGGGAACAGAUGUAGGCACAGUCCUGAAGGUUGUGAGUAUCACAAAGGAGAAGUGGACCAAGGAGGAGGUGGUCCUUGAGGAGCUGCAGAUAUUCAAGCAUCCUUCAGUUAUCUCGACCAUGGAGAUUUCUCAGAAACAGCAACAAUUGUACAUUGGUUCCAGGGAUGGAUUGGUUCAGCUCUCUCUGCACAGAUGUCACACGUAUGGGAAGGCUUGUGCAGACUGCUGCCUUGCCAGAGACCCAUACUGUGCCUGGGAUGGAAACUCUUGUUCCAGAUAUGCCCCCACUUCUAAAAGGCGAGCCAGAAGGCAGGAUGUCAAGUAUGGAGACCCAGUUGCACAGUGCUGGGAUGUGGAAGACAGCAUUAGUCAUGAAACUGCUGAUGAAAAGGUGAUUUUUGGCAUUGAAUUUAAUUCCACUUUUCUGGAAUGUACUCCUAAGUCCCAGCAAGCCUCUAUUAGGUGGUAUGUUCAACGCUCUGGAGAAGAACACCGAGAAGAGCUGAAGGCUGAUGAAAGGAUCAUUAAAACGGAGCACGGGCUGCUGAUCCGCAGCUUGCAGAGAAGGGACGCGGGAGCCUAUUUCUGCAAAGCCCAGGAGCACACCUUUGUGCACACCAUCGUGAAGCUGAAUUUGAACGUCAUCGAGAAUGGACAGAUGGAGGGCACCCAGAAGACGGAGGACGAGGAGGGCCGGGUGAGGGAUUUGCUGACGGAGUCCCGGCUGAGGUACAAGGACUAUAUCCAGCUGGUCAGCAGCCCCAGCUUUAGCCUGGAUGAGUACUGUGAACAGAUGUGGCACCGGGAGAAGCGGCGGCAGCGGAACAAAGGUGGUGCCAAGUGGAAGCAUGUGCAGGAGAUGAAAAAAAAGCGAAACCGAAGGCACCACGAGCCAGCCAGGCCACCAUCGACGUAGUUUGUAAAUGCUAUUUAAAGAAAGGACAUUUUCCAUAAAAAAAAAAAAAAGAAAUACUGUGUUCUGGUUUUGUGCAUCUUGCCUAUGAGUUAGCACUGCUUCUUCUUGAAAUCAGAAAAUUUACCAUCACUGUUAAUCUGUGUGAGAAUGUACAGUGGGAUUCAAUGCCAAAUGAGAUGUUCCUUAUUGGAGUGCUGCAAACCAGGCAAUCAUUUCAAAUGCGUUCAUUAAAAAAGAAAAAGUGUACACUUUUAGCUAAUUUCUGGGUAGCCUUAGACUGCGUGAGCUGUGUUCUUUACUUCCUUUGUAAUUUUCACAUAGGGUUUAGUGUUUGUGUUCCCAUAUUAACAUUUGCUGCCACAUUCCACCCCAGAGGUGGCUACAUUUCAGGGGAAGGCAGAUGUACUUCCAGUUCUUUGGCAUCUUUCUGAAUAAGAAGCAUGGUAGAAAUGUGUGACAGAUCUGCAAAAAUACCCCUAAUUUACCCACUGGGCCUGUAUACAGGCACACGGGUGGGGUUUGCUAGCACAGAGAGGCACAGCAAAAAAUCAAAUUAAGUUUUGGCUUAGGGACAGCAUUCAUUCUGCCCAUAAAAAAGAGAAAGCAUAAUCAUAGUUUAAGAGAGGGGAAUUAUCGAGUGUUACUCGUUAGUGUUUGAGUAGCCACCAGUUUGCAGUCCAUCUGCUGAAAUGAAAUGCUGACUCUAAUUGAAAUUGCCACCGAGAUGCUUGGGAGUAAAUUUCCUAAGUGGUCCAUGGGAGGUAUGUGCACAAAUCCUAUUAACAAAUAAAGGGACUCCUGCCUGCACCUCUUCUAUGCCUCUAAAGGUUUGACUCUGGCCCUUUGCUGGCUUUGUUUUACGCAGAGGAAAAGAAAAUUAAAAGACAACAACAAGGCUAAAAUGAAAGACGAUGAGGGAAAUAUGUAGUGGCUGAGACCAGUGCUCUUGACACAGAGCUGACAUUCCUCAGAUGUGUGUAUUCUUUGGGAUUUUUUCUCAAAGGUCUUAUGUAUUUUUAGGUUGAAAAUUUGCAUUGUUGGAAUUAAUACUUUUAUUAUAAUUAAAUAAGAGAUGUCCACAUGUAAAUAAAACUUGUAAGUUAGAAAUUUGCUGUAUACCAUAAUUUCAUUUGUAAAGCGUUCCUUGUUCCUUGGUUUA
Messenger RNA from Agelaius phoeniceus (red-winged blackbird), 3896 nucleotides. The record is from RefSeq and is a predicted model, not a curated record. NCBI's taxonomy places the organism in Eukaryota, Metazoa, Chordata, Aves, Passeriformes, Icteridae.